Molecule: messenger RNA, 1209 nt
Organism: Pristis pectinata (smalltooth sawfish)
Lineage: Eukaryota; Metazoa; Chordata; Chondrichthyes; Rhinopristiformes; Pristidae
Exons: 2
Coding region: 1-996 (331 amino acids)
Source: RefSeq, a predicted model, not a curated record
AUGGAGGAGGAGGAGGAGGAGGAGGAGGACGCUGACAGGGCGGACCGCUUGAAGUUAGGUCCGAUUCUGCACCAGCCAGUCCGUGCCCGUGAGGUGUUGCUGUCCAACUGGGCGGCCGGGGAAGAUGUUCGCCUGGGCAUCCAGCAGCUUCACGAGAUGCUCAGGAACAGGCCGCAGCCGAGGUUCACCUACCAGCCGCCUGUGAGCCUGGACAAGAGGCUGUAUGCCAAAUCCUUUGGCUGUGUGACCCUGGCUCCCUUUGUGGCGAUCCAGAAAGCCUACCGUGACAGAGAGAAAGCGAUGAGGCAGCGACUCUGUGCGGACCAGACCCACAAACUGAAGGCAGCUGAAGAACAAGCCAGGAGCCACCUCCACGGCCAGGCGAUCAGGAGAGGCUUGGAUCCUCUGCGUAAGUACAAAGAGGACAAGGCGCAGGGCAAGCAGGUCCUGCAGCGACGUGAGGCAGAGCACGCGGAGUCGCUGAGGCUCAUCCGGCAGAACAACAUCUUGUUCCUCGAGGAGAAGAACCAGCGAGCAUUGGAGCAGCAGUCCACCAGGGACUUCAAUUCCCACUACACAAUGAUGUCAGAAACCUUGCUGAAGAAACAGAUCCGGGAAAAGAACGAAAACAUCCGUCAACGGAAUCUUGACUUGGCCAGGAACAUCAAGAUGCAAGCAAGCCAGCUGAAGAGAGAGAGAAACGACUUCAUGGUGUUCAGGCAGCUGGCCAUGCAAGCAGAGAACAACGCCACAAACACAGCCACCAGCAUCAUUCUCUCCCAAGCAACGAAAGACAGAUUGCUGCGUGCCAGAGCCAGGGUGGCAGCUCAGAAGGGAAGAGAGUUCAUGGCAGAAGCCCCUGAGGUGGCCAUAGCUAAAGAGAGCACUUUGCACCCUCUGAGAUUGCCAGGGAAUCCCCUCCAGCCUACGCCCACCCAUUCUGAGGCAUCUGCUUCGAAGCCUGAGGUCCAGCGACUGCCGACCACUGUACAGUAAACAGGGGCAGGUUGCAGAAGGCUGCUCCAAGUAUUUUAGUAUAUUUUAGCCCUCAGAUGUCACUAUAUGUAAAACAUUUGCAAUUACUUAAGACAUCCUGGAUUCAAACCCAGAAUUUGAAUGUGUAUGAAUGUUACUGAGGGGUGCUGAAAUAGGAAAGAGGGAAACUAUUUCUUAGACUGUUAGAGCUCAGAAACAGGCCUUUUGGCCCAU